CUGAUGAAUUUGUAAUUAGGUGCGAGUGCUGACGACCUUGCCGCGCUCGCUCAUUCGAGCCAUGUUUUAGGACAUAAACGCUCACACCGACCACAUAUUAUUUGGCUCUCUUUGUGUGAAUCCCAAUUGCCACUCUUUUGUCACAUCAGUUUAGUUUGCACCUCGGCUUAGUCAGGAGGCUUAUUUACUCAUCGAGCCGCUCUUCAAGAGCAAGAACGUACUUCAACUGACGGAACUACUUCAUUUCUGCAUAGUGUAACAAGACAAAUUGAAGAGAGGACGACAGACACGCAAGAAAACCAAACGCGGGUCAGUGUGUCUUGCCCGCCGCCUGAGAAAGGAUCAAGAUAAUCAAUGAUGCGCAGCAUUUUCUUCGUGCCGCUUUUCCUGCUCCUGGUCUCGCCGACGGAACAGCAAUUAGUACAAAUAUUCGAACUAGUUGGUGAUGUUGCAAACUCUGUGCUGCGGACAACAUUGAUGGCCGACGAUGACUCACCGGACGUCGUUCGAAUGCACCCGGACGUUGGCAGACCCACGCCUGAUAUGAUUGUGCGCCAGGGGUACAAAGCAGAAACGCAUCAAGUUACGACAGAGGAUGGCUAUGUUUUGCAAAUGCAUCGCAUUCCCAGUAAUUCUCCGGGUGGUGAGCCCGUUUUCCUGCAGCACGGACUCCUUAGCAGUUCCGCUGACUGGGUUGAACUCGGCCCUGAAAGCGGACUUGCAUACAUUCUGAACGAACAAGGGUAUGAUGUGUGGAUGGGAAAUGCCAGAGGCAACACCUAUUCGCGAAACCACGUCUCGCUAAGCCCGGCCAGCUCAAAAUUUUGGCAAUACACUUUCAACGAGUGCGGGAUGUUCGACUUGCCGGCCGAGAUUGAUUAUGUGCUGGAGACGACCAACUACACGCAACUGACUUAUAUAGGACACUCGAUGGGAACAACCAUGUUUUGGGUUUUGGCAUCCACCCGUCCCGAGUACAACGCCAAAAUCAAACAAAUGCACGCUCUCAGUCCGGUCGCCUUCAUGAAAAACGUCAAAACGCCUAUCAGACUGAUCACACCUUUCGCUUCUAUCGGAGGCUGGUUCACGUCCAUGAUUGGAGUCAACGAGUUCGCGCCGUCUAACUUCUUCACCGAGUACAUCGGGCGCCGACUGUGCAGGGACGGCGCCGUCACGCAGUCAGUCUGCAGCAAUAUUACGUUUCUCCUCUUCGGCUUCAAUUCGCGACAACUCAAUGAGACUGCACUUCCGGUUAUCUACAGCCACACGCCAGCCGGAGUCUCGACAAAAACGCUCCUGCACUUUUCUCAACUUAUUAAUUCCGAUCGAUUUUGCAAGUACGACCAUGGCUCGAAGGCUAAUAUGCAAGAGUACAAGACGGCGUACCCUCCUGACUACCAGCUAGAGCGCAUCACGGCGCCCGUCUAUUUGCACUAUAGCUCCAACGACUGGAUGUCGGAACUAAUUGACGUAGUGAAGCUGUGCAAAAGCUUAAAGAAUUGCAGGGGAAUGUACAAGGUGCCUUUGGAAGAGUUCAACCAUCUCGAUUUUCUCUGGGCCAUUGAUGUGCGGCAUCUCCUUUACAAUCGAGUGCUUCGGCAAAUGACAUGGGAAUGAUAAAAAAUUGACUAACUAAAAUUAUCUGAAAUAAGAAUAAACU
Neocloeon triangulifer is the source of this 1660-nucleotide messenger RNA. Its product is annotated as lipase 3-like. Bases 355 to 1617 code for a protein of 420 amino acids. Gene Ontology annotation, molecular function: hydrolase activity, acting on ester bonds. NCBI's taxonomy places the organism in Eukaryota, Metazoa, Arthropoda, Insecta, Ephemeroptera, Baetidae. The transcript has 9 exons. The record is from RefSeq and is a predicted model, not a curated record.